GAGAGAGAGAGAGAAAGAGAGAGAGAGAGAGAGAGAGAGAGAGAUGGUGCAUUUUGUUCUAGUACAUGGUUUAUGCCAUGGAGCAUGGUGUUGGUACAAGGUUAAGCCGCUACUGGAGAGUGCGGGACAUCGAGUGACGGCGGUCAACCUUGCUGCUUCAGGGAUCAACAUGGCUAAAAUACAUGAGAUCCAUACCAUGUCCGAUUAUACACAACCUUUAAUAGAGUUGAUGGAGUCACUUCCUCCAGGAGAGAAGGUAACCCUAAUGGGACACAGCUUGGGUGGCUACAAUUUGGCUCUUGUCAUGGACAUGUUUCCUCAAAUGAUAUCCGUAGCUGUCUUUCUCACAGCUUUCUUGCCCGAUUGUACACAUUCCCCCUCCUAUGUCAUGGAUGAGUUGAUGGAGAGGAACCCAGCAGGAUUUUGGUUAGAUAGUCACCUUUCAUCUGAUCUGGACCCCGUGAAGCCAAAAACCAUAACGAUAUUUGGCUCCAAAUGCUUGACCACCAAGAUCUAUCAACUCUGCUCCGCACAGGACUUGGCACUAGCAAAGAUGAUGUUAAGGCCUGGUUCCUCGUUCCAAGAAGAUUUAAAAAAGAGGAAGGAAUUCUCUAAAGAGGGAUAUGGCUCCGUUAAUCGAGUUUACAUUGUAUGCAAAAAAGAUUUAUUAAUUACGGAAGAUUUCCAGCGUUGGAUGAUUGGGAAUUAUUCAGUUAAAGAGGUGAUGGAGAUAGAGGAUGCUGAUCAUAUGGCUAUGAUGUCAAGCCCAGAUGAAUUGUGUCGUUGUCUUUUGGACAUUGCCAACAAAUAUAAUUGAUUUGGUCUCGCCCUGUUACUGCUACUCAGUGGCACCUUCAUGUUGUGAACAUUGAUGCUUUCCCCUUCUUUACCUUUCAUGAAUAAGGUUAAAAGUUGUUAUGGGCAGAAGUAAAUAAGAUAGGAAAAAGGAUCUCAAUCCCAUUGUCACCU
Molecule: messenger RNA, 969 nt
Organism: Macadamia integrifolia
Lineage: Eukaryota; Viridiplantae; Streptophyta; Magnoliopsida; Proteales; Proteaceae
Product: salicylic acid-binding protein 2-like
Exons: 3
Coding region: 44-817 (257 amino acids)
Biological process (GO): jasmonic acid metabolic process; salicylic acid metabolic process
Molecular function (GO): methyl indole-3-acetate esterase activity; methyl jasmonate esterase activity; methyl salicylate esterase activity
Source: RefSeq, a predicted model, not a curated record